This is a messenger RNA of Zingiber officinale, 723 nucleotides long. Its product is annotated as paramyosin-like. The record is from RefSeq and is a predicted model, not a curated record. The coding region runs from base 1 to 723 and encodes 240 amino acids. NCBI's taxonomy places the organism in Eukaryota, Viridiplantae, Streptophyta, Magnoliopsida, Zingiberales, Zingiberaceae. The transcript has a single exon.
AUGGCCGAAGAAAUCGUCGCCUCUCCCACUGCCCUCGCCAACGGCGAGAACGAAGGCAACGAUAAAGAGUUCGCUGACGCUGUCGCCGUUGAGAAGGAAGAGACCUCCGAUAAGGACGCCGCGGCGGCGUCUGGAGACCGCGAUGCCGCCGUUGAACUCCUCAUCGAGGAGAUCCGUGAUCUCAAGAAGGCGCGGGUUGAUCUCCAGCGCGAGCGUUCAAGUCUCCAUUUCGAGCUGUCUGAUGCCAGAGCGAAGCUAGCCGGUACGGAGUCAGAGCUCAAGGCGGUCGCUGGCCAGGCCAGCCGCCUCGAGGGAGAACUCCGCAUCGUGCAGGAUGACUUAUCCACUGCCAACAUGUCCGCAUCGGACCACGAAGAAGAAAUCCGGCGCCUUCAGGAUGUCAUCAAGGACCUCGAAGCCAAGUUCAAGAUCAAGGCCAAUGAACACGAGACUAAAGUGAAAGAUCUAACCGAGGAAUUGAGAGUGUCCGUGAAAAAAGCGCAAGAUAAAGACAACGCCUUACGAGCGAAAGAAUUUGAGUUGGAGGAACUGCGGUCCCAAAUAGUGGAUGAAAAGGAAAAAAGCCUCCAGAAUAGAGACAUGCAAGGUGGUGUCAGUGCGUCUCUAACGCAAUCACGAGCACUUGGCACGGCAUCAGCAGUUGGUGUUGUGGCUGUGGCGCUUGGGACUUUGGUCUGUCUUUACCUCGCCAAGCGGAAGUAG